CCAUAAUCACCUCGCCGGUCGAGUAAAGCUGGACUUUGCCUUCGCCUCCACAAACUAUAUUUUGGAUAGCAGCACAUAUCUCUACGCCUUCGCUCUUUCUUCUUCAUGAAUAAUCUGGUCUUCGGGCCGUCAGGUGCUAUAUCCUUCGUCGACGGUCAAGAUACCGGCUCGCCAAGCACGAAAAAUGACGACCAGCUACCUCAGCAAGCACCCUUUGCGAUAGCGCAUAAUGCGGAACAGCCUGCGAUAGCGUCGGACUCGCCCUUGUCUGCCCUCUUCACCCCGGACGCCGAAGCUUCGACGCAGAGUAGCCAAGCCAGUCCGACCGCCUCAGACUCUCGGACCGCAGAAGCAACGCCCCCGCUGUCUACCGGAAGCUCAUCUUCUAUCUCUGAUGCGCCUUCUUCCUCGUCACCGGUCAGCCCCUCGGACUCGACGACAUCCGCAACUUCGAUCACUCAGGUUGGAUCGAUAGCGAGUUCCUCCUCUAUUGCGUCUUCUAUGACUUCGUCCUCGCUCAGCUCUACAUCUUCGACUGCUAGCUCCUCGUCAACUUCAUUCUCCUCGAGCAGCACCGCCGCGCAUAUUUCCGCCACGCCUUCUGCCGUUCUAUCCUCUACCCAAGGCCAACACGGCCCGCCUUUCUAUAUCGGCCUCGGCCUCCUCGGUAUUGCCGCCGUCGCCAUCGUCGCUGCUCUCAUUGCCUGGCUCGUCCGCAUGCGCUCCGUCUCUCGCCGUCAACGCUACGCUGCCAGCCUCAACAUCCCCUGGGUCGAUGACGACACCCACAGCUUCUCGAACGACAAGACGAACGGCUACGCGUUCAACCAUGCCACCUCGACGUUCAUACAUAGCUCAGAAAAGGCGUCACCUCCGGAGCUCGCGCACCUGCCUUCGGCGAUGGACAGCCGCGACCAUCUUGGCGCGCGCCAGCUGCAGAUCACGAAUAUGAACCCGGGCGAUAAUCAUUCGGUACCUUCAUCGGGGGUGCCGUCGCCCCAUCCGAAUGAGGACAUGGGCACGCCACGCGCGCAGUUUGCGCCAAGGUAUCUCGCUGUUGGAGAUGGUGGACUGGACGUGCCGUGGGCGGCGCCGCAGUUGCGCCCCACGCUCUCGGCGAGACUGCGUGGGCGUUGGAAGGCGCAGGAACAUGGCGGGCACCCUGACUCUGCCCCUUUCGACCAUCAGACAGCUUAUGAUCGCCAGCCUGAGCAGCCGCCGACCAUUCCGCCUCCGGAUACCACUGGUUGGACGUCGACGCUGCGCCAGUCUGUCGUGAACGCCUUCACCUACGCGCUGCCGGCGACGCUCGUAGCAGGUCCGCCGCCGGAUAAUUCGGCAGCGGACAACCUGACUGCCGGUGGUCCCCCCUCGCGCGCUAGUACGCGCCGGGCUAGCACGCGCCGUCGUGCGUGCGAUCUGGAGCGUGGGCCGAGCGAGGGGUACGUGGGCGGGGAGUUGGUUGGGCUGCCGUAUGGAGAGCCGUACGCCAACGCUCGUGACGAGCCUGCGCUGUCCCGCCGAAGCACGGCCUCGACCUACAUCCCGACGCUGGACGCGUACAUGGGCUUUGACCAUGCGUUCUCGCCGAAUCCGAUGGGGAAGCGGUUUGAGGGCAGGCGGGAGGGCGCGCUCGGUGAUGGAAGCGCGCAAGGCCUUGAUAGUGGAGGAGAGAACCCCUUCGAGGCGCCGCGCCUGCCGCGCAAGUCGUCGACGGAGCUGACGAUGCCGGAGGGGAUGAUGGCGAUGGGGUCGUCGGGGAUGGGGUCGCAGCUGGGGAUGGGAUCGCAGGGGAUGGGGUCGCUGCAGAUGCCGCGCCCGGCGGCGGUGGCGGAUACGCGGGUCGCGCCGGUGUCGAGGAUGGGGUCGGUGGCGGUUCCUUCGAGACGCGAGUCCCUCGCUGCGCCCUCACGACGGGACACCCUCGCGGCUCCCUCACGCCGUGACACCCUCUACAUCCCCUCGCGCGUGUCGUCGACCGCGUCGCGGAUGAGCAAACUCAGCGGGCCGGAGGAGUUUGCGCGGCAGCGGCUGGUAGAGCGGGCGCAGCGGAGGCGGGUGAGCGGGUGUGUGGAGGUUGAGGAGGAGGGGUUACAGUAGUAAUACAUUGUUGUCGCGAGCAGCCUGGUGCUGUGGUAUAGUAAUACAUAUUGUCGAAUCCUCAUCGUUGGUCGUGAG
This is a messenger RNA of Schizophyllum commune H4-8, 2178 nucleotides long. RefSeq lists its product as uncharacterized. Lineage: Eukaryota; Fungi; Basidiomycota; Agaricomycetes; Agaricales; Schizophyllaceae. The record is from RefSeq and is a predicted model, not a curated record. The transcript has a single exon. The coding region runs from base 106 to 2100 and encodes 664 amino acids.